AAUCUUAUUCAGUUAUUAAUAUAGAAAUGGGGCGAUUUAAGUUAUGUGCUUCGCCGAGAAAGGUAUUUACAAAUGUUCUACGAAUGUAUGUAUUUAAAAAUGUUGUAAAUUUUCAGGUUAUGAAGUACGAAGACUUUAUAAAACGCAUUCGAAAAAGCCUCUACUAUGGCGUUGGAACACCAGACACUGAAAUGUCGGUCUCCUUACCCUUUGCGGAGUACGCGGCAGAUUUGUUUUCGGAGACUCACCGCGGGCAUUCUUUGCAUCGCCUAAGUUGCGUAUCUGCUGCACAAGUACAUGCCACGCCUUGCUCUUUAAUUAUGGCAUUAAUAUACCUCGAUCGCUUAAACGACAUCAACUCGGGCUAUAGCAGCAGAAUUACACCACACCAGCUGUUUGUUGUGUCACUAAUGAUUUCCACAAAAUUCUACGCGGGCCACGACGAACGGUUCUAUCUGGAAGACUGGGCCAGUGACGCUAGUAUGACGGAAGAUAGGCUCAAGGCAGUCGAGCUCGAAUUUCUUUCCGCUAUGGGUUGGAAUAUAUACAUUUCCAAUGAGCUUUUCUUCAAUAAGUUAAGAAACGUUGAACGUUCUUUGGCUGAACAGCAGGGACUGCGUAGAGGGUGGCUCACAUACAGUGAGCUCGUGCAUUUGCUGCCUAGCCUUGGAUGGACGAAAUUCCUCGUAAACAGCCUGUCUGUACUAUCUCUAAGCUAUGCAGCAAGUAUUAUAACGUUAGCCGGAGCUUUUUUUAUUGCCAGCCAAGUUCCCGGUACGUUAUGGCAUCGGAAUGUGGAAACUGCCUCAGACUUCACCAUGACAAUUAGCAGUCAGGUAUCUGUUUCGAAUGGAUUAGAGUCCACACCUUUCAUUAAUGUCAAAGUAUCUUCAUUUUUACGUAAAACGAGUAACAUAAAAGUUGAAUUGAUGAAUCUUGAGAAGCCAAGCUGCGCCGAGGCAAGACUGAAUAAAAUUGAAUAUGAGUAUCCGCGCCAUCAACCAGUACCUACGCUAUCAUUCAUAAGCACCUGUCCACAACUUGAUUUAUUGUAUGCUCAAGAUGGAACAAGGAAUUGGCUUAAUAUUAAAUCGCCUAACACCAACUAUAAAAACAACAGAAACCUUUCAAUAACAGUUAGAACCGUACAACUAGAAGAGCAAAAGGCUGAAAAUGUUUCCGUUAUUUGGCAAACCAACACCGAAGCAAUGCAGUAAUUGGUUUUACCGCAAAACUAAUGAUCUAUAAUAUAUAUAUAUAUAUAUAUAUAUAUAUAUAUAUAUAUAUAAUAUCAAUAUAAUAAUAUUGAUAAUAAAAUAACCAAGCGUACAAGUAACAUAACAUACAUAACAGUAAUACGAAACUGACUGCUUUCAUUUCUUCACGGAACUAAUGUUCGCUGGCUUAACCAAACUGUUAUGAAAACUAUAAUAGCACAUUAUUAUAUUUGCUCUAAAGGUGGAUACUUUUGAAAACUUCCUAUUGUUAAGGUGAAAUGGACGAAAUAAGUUAGAUUGUUCUAUAUUAUAUUAAAAUAAAAUGUG
Drosophila mauritiana is the source of this 1544-nucleotide messenger RNA. RefSeq names its product protein CNPPD1. Gene Ontology annotation, cellular component: nucleus; cyclin-dependent protein kinase holoenzyme complex. Gene Ontology annotation, molecular function: protein kinase binding; cyclin-dependent protein serine/threonine kinase regulator activity. The transcript has 3 exons. The coding region runs from base 27 to 1217 and encodes 396 amino acids. NCBI's taxonomy places the organism in Eukaryota, Metazoa, Arthropoda, Insecta, Diptera, Drosophilidae. Gene Ontology annotation, biological process: regulation of cyclin-dependent protein serine/threonine kinase activity. The record is from RefSeq and is a predicted model, not a curated record.